Actinia tenebrosa (Australian red waratah sea anemone) is the source of this 13034-nucleotide messenger RNA. Its product is annotated as polycystin-1. The record is from RefSeq and is a predicted model, not a curated record. Gene Ontology annotation, molecular function: calcium ion binding; calcium channel activity; protein binding. Gene Ontology annotation, cellular component: membrane. Lineage: Eukaryota; Metazoa; Cnidaria; Anthozoa; Actiniaria; Actiniidae. Gene Ontology annotation, biological process: detection of mechanical stimulus.
ACGACAGCAAGCAUCCCAGCUCUAAACUUCGAAAGGACAAAAACCUAAACSCUUGAAACACAAGUCUUAAGUGAAAUGAAGACGGGGAAUUCUUGAAAGAUAACGAAAAAAGAUGAAUUUGACACUGGGAACUUUGUUGGUGCUGAUGUCAGKCUUAUUCCUUGGAGUACUAAGCCAGAACUGCGAAAAAAACUCAUAUCUGCCUAAAGGUCUUGCAUGUAGUCUGAAUGUUUUCAUUCGCUCUGAGGGACAAAGUGACACCAACUUGUCAGCUCCAUUAGGAUCGUCGUUCCUGAUCGUAAAUGGGCAGGACUACAGUAGAAAAUCACGUGGUAUCAAUGUGGCGGUAUUUGACUUCAUGACAGGUCGUUACAUGACGGGAGAUGUAUUCGAUGUGAAAGCAGGUGCAGCCGAAGGCACCAAGUUAAAGGASUUCAUACAGAACCUACCAAACAAUGUUAUUCUCCUGAUGGCGGUCCAAGGGACAGGGAAUGCUAAUAGUAACCUAAAUGAUGCUAUCCCCGCAUUGACUAGUGUAGGCGUCAACGAUACAGCAAUACUCGAUAAUGAGUCGUUUGGAGCAGUUUUGUACAAAGGUCCUGGUAGCCAACCUUGGAUUAAAGAGUCCAAAAACACUGUUGGCAAUGGGCCGAGCUUUCUAACCAGCUCCAUUGCUAUACCUUAUGGGUACAUUCCUGAAGAAUCCAUUCGCACGCCGUUUUUUAACGUUGCGGGAUCCAAGUAUGGUGGAUAUUGCAUUCAAUCAUCGUCCAAUCUUGAUGCUAACUCGGUUUGUAACAAGGCGUUAGAUGGCUCGACUGCAGGUGAAUGGGCCAGUAAAUCAGAAGCAGUAGGAGCAUGGAUAAGCAUUGGCUUUGCAUCUUCAUACAAAAUCAAUAAAGUGCGAAUACUACAAAGAACCUUGAAUGUAGCACAAAGCAAAGAUGUUAGGCUUGACUUCAGCGAUUGCUCUACAUUUGCUGUGACUCUCACUCGCGACAAACAAGAUUUUGAAGAGUUUACAUUUUCACCUCGAAUAGCCUCCUGGGUAAAACUGACUGUGACGUCAACAUAUACAGCAUCUUCCAAUGGGUUUAAAGAAAUCGAAUUCUACUACGAUCAGUACGAAUCAGAUACUGUUUGUGACCAAGUCAAUGUCACCAGUGGCAGUACUUSUACUGCAUAUCGCCUGCUUACGUCAUCAACGGCCUUUCAGGUUCUGAGCCAGAAGCCUGUCAUUAUUCUCUCGACAACUUCAAGUUCAUCCGGACCUCGUUAUGAAAUCAUACUAGACGAUCCCAAUAAAAGUAAUACUACUUACGUCAAACGAUCACAUGACGGGUCAGCGGCGAUACAAGUAGCAAUGUCUGUUGCUAGGAAACGUGUGAUAAGUACAAGUACAUCUGUUCAUGUGUGGUUAGAAUGGAAGGCUGGCCGAGUAAUAGUAGGCAUGGGUGAAAGUGUUCUCUUGUAUUACCGCGAUGAACAGCCCUUGAACGUCAAGUACAUGUUUCUACAAUCACCUUCGUCUAAUGCAGUAUUCAAAGUGUGCGGACGAAAAGACUACAUCUACGAGAGUGCUUCAAGCUACUGGCCGCUGGAUAAAGUAAUCGGAGGCUCUCUUUUUGAUUUAAGUGGAUCAAAACGAGGCAGAAUGCACGGGCAAUUCGAGACGACAGAAGCAGCACAAGCACAUGUGCAGGGGUACACCUUUGUGGCUACACAAUUCGACGGAACAAGCAACUGGGCAGAUCUCGGCGACUUUAAAGACACGUGUGUCAGUGACAUGGAGUUGUGUUAUCAAGGAAUAACAGUGGUAUUGCGAGUAAACAGACAAGGUUCUGGCGARAGGUAUGUCAUCUCGUCUGGUGGUCAACACACGCGUGGUUUCGCUAUAUAUUCACCCAACUCAACUACCUUACGAGUUGAGGUUCGUGACUCAGAGAAACGUUGGAUCGUCGACAAGUAUCUUCCGUCCUCAAGACAUUUGUCAAUAGCAUUUUCAUGGUCCAAACACSUUGGUCUAACGCUAGUAUCGUACGCUGCGUCAUCUUUGUCCGUGGAUAGAAAUAGAAUAGGACAGGUUUUGAGCAGCUCUGCGGAUGAAGCAUCYCGUCUAACGUUAGGACGACCUAAUAAUGUGAUGGCUAAAUACUUCCAAGGCUCCAUAAAUGGUCUUGCCAUAUUCGAAUAUUCCAUGACGUCCGAGUCAAUGGCUGCUUUUUUCAAAGGCACAGGAAUGUCUGAUUACACUGACUCGUGCUAUAAAGAUAAUGCGCUCAGUCCCAGUCUCCUSUACUAUCCRGGCGAGAUUGACCCAGAGGUACUAAGCCCUAGUAUUUGCCGGGAACACUGCGGGAAUGCUUACUACAAGAAAGCUGUGAUAUACGAUGGGCGUGUAUGCAMGUGUACCAAUGAGACGUCAAGUUUCGCGUCAGUACAAAGCGAUCUUUGUACCGUCCCUUGUASUGGGAAUGCUGGCAUGAAAUGCGGUGGACRAGACUCUCAUGUGCUUGUGUUCGAUGCUUUCAAGUCCACGAYAAGCAUUGUUUGUGCCAACCCCACAAYACAAGAAGCUUUGACUCAAUUUUCWGUGACUGUGCAGAUUUCCAAACCUUUUUACGACCUAGAAAAGAACUUUAUCGACGUAGGCGAUGGCAGCUUGAAUGAGAAGCAUUCUUCUCCAUUCAAUCAUGCUUUUGUUGCUGUAGAGAACUUUACAACGAGUGUAAAAGCAGCGUUAAAGAAUAACGAAACUGGACAAGGUUUAACUAUCCCAUGUACGAACAGCAUAGCGUCUUUUYUGCCAACAAAAGGGUUCUCUUUCUCGUGUCCUGAAUAUGUUCCAACCAACACAGAAUUCAAGUGUAACAUAUCAUUUACACAAGGCUAUCAUGUCGAUGUAAAAGUCACGUCCAGUUAUUCAAUCUGGGUCAACAGUGGAAAAAGAAACCUUAUUGCUUUGAACAACACAGUUGAWGUAUCAGAAUGUGAUUUCUUCGGUCUUCUCGUUCCUUCUAUUUCAUCGGCUGCUACCAUGGCCACGAGUUACGCAUCUCAAAGUACACUGUUUUAUUCCCCGUCCGCCAUCACUGCUGCUGGUUCCAAURAUAAUACUUUUAUUGGGCUGCGCUCACCACCGCAGGCAAACGGCCCACAGGUUGUUAAUAACGUUCCACACUUCCAAUUCAAGAUCAUCCCACAUGGAAAAGUGAUGACGACCCAUACUUAUGUGUCAGAGGGAACAUAUAAAGCUAAGGCAGAACACGGUUCUAACAGCGCUUUGAAUGUCAUCCACGCACAAAAUGUMGUGUCGAACAUUAGUUUGAAUUGGGUUGAAGUGUACCCUACAAAGGAGGCAUCAAACGUGUCGUUGUCCUCUCAUUCAGGCACUAAUGUUAGCUACACCUGGAUAUUUAACACCACAAAUAUCACCACCUCUACAACCUGGCUCAUGCAUUCUUGUCUGACUAGCGGCUUCCACUCAGUUGCAGUAUUUGCUCGUAACAAGGUCAGCGUGAGUUAUACUCGAUGCUCCAUUGAAUGUCAGGAGAGAAUAAGUGGGUUAGGAUUCACUUUAAAUGGACUACCAACUUCUGCUGAGAAGGUCGCGACAAACAUUAGCUGGACUCUUCUAAAUGGAUCAAACGUGAACUUCAAGAUUGACCUGGGAGAUGGUUCUGGGGUGAGAGAGUUGAAUGACUCCAAAGUUGCUGGAGCAACAUUUGUUGGCACCUUGAAUAAGACGUAUGGAUCAGCGGGUGUCUAUAAUGUUACCAUCACARCUUCUAACAAACUUGGAAAUGUAACAAUAAGUGGUUUAAUCACCAUCCAAGAACAAAUUGCUAACGYAUCUACGGACGCUCCAAACUGCAUAGCUACAAACAGCAGUGUGAAUAUYACAGCGAGCACAGAUCAUGGUGAUACGAUGAGAUACGCAUGGACAGUCAAUAACAAGACCAUCAAGACAAACGAACAGCCAUGGUUUAUCUAUACGCCUUUUAAAGCGGGUAUCUACAACUUGACCCUUGUUGUAUAUAAUAAUGUCAGUACAGGGUUAUGCAGCUGUAAGUUCAUUCAAGUAAAAGAUACCGUGGGUGAUGUGGAAGUUGGUCCCGURCUGCCAGCAGGAAUUGGCCAGCCAUUGUCWAUACCAUACAAGGUCAACCAUGGAAGUGAUUUCCGCGUUUYAGCUUGUUAUGGAGAUGGAGUGUGYGUUGAUAAGAACGGCAYAGAAGAUGSAGAAGGAGUGGCUGUUUACAGUGGUGUAUUUGCUCAUAGUUACGCUAAACAUGGUGACUACCAAGUAAAUCUAACGGUUUGCAAUUGUGCUGGAUGUAAUUCAACGUCAAUCAAUGUCCAUGUUGAAACUCCUGUUAAAGAUCCAAAAGUGGCUGUCAGUAAAAGUGGUCGUCCCGGCAACCUAGACAAAGCCUGCAGUGCGCCACUUUACGUCCAAGUCAACCAUUCAGUCUUCAUGGCAUUAAGUGUAGGUAAUGGUACMAACGUGAAAGUCGUAUGGGAUUAUGGCGAUGGUUUGAACUCAUCUGAGUCUAGUGUUGGACCUUUUAAUAAAGAUGGUAUGCACUCUAACCACUCAUACAGUAAAGCUGGAAACUACACAAUCACAGCAAAGCCUCACAAUCUGAAUGGUCACGAGGUGUUCACGUGUCACGUUGUUGCRCAAGAUCCUAUUCUUGGAUUAACAGUCACGUCGAAUUCACCAGUAGGAUUCYCUGAUGGUUCAGCAACUGUGACUACGGUCACUACCGCUCCACSCCCUAGUAGUCCGAUCCAUUGUGUCUAUAAAUACGGAGACACCAAAACUUCUGCCUCACUACCAAUGUCAUUCGCGGAGAAACAAACAGCCAUAACUCACCAUAACUACCCUUACAAAGGCAAGUUUAGAGGGAGUGUUAACUGUUCCAAUGCAAUCAGUUUUUUCGUCGAGCCUUUUCAAGUGGAAGUACAAGAAAAGAUUUAUGGGUCCACUAUCAAAGCUCUUGGAACAGUCCCACAGAAAAAGAUACCCUGGAUUGUUGGUGAUGGGUAUAGGGGACCAGGAAAAGAGGGCACGAUAUUUGGACGAAAUACUGAUAUUCAGUUUGUUACGAACUCUGUAAAUGGCUCUAACCUUACUUGUUCAUUCUGUUUUGAUUGUAAUGGCGCUGAACAAGUCACGAAGAACGCCAGUUGUGGCAACAUCACUCACAGGUUCACAGCCAGCGGGAAAAAGGAGGUGAAAGUUGAGGUAAAAAACGACGUUAGUAGUGAAACUAUCAAAAUAAACUUGAGAAUUGAUGACAAUAUUGAUUGUGCCAGCCUGCCAAACGAUGGACCUAAAUCAAAAGGUAACCAUCACAUCUUUACUGCAUCCCCGAAGAUGGUCGGGUCAAACUGGUGUUGUUACAUCGACUAUGGAGAUUCUAGUACACCAGAAUAUUGGGUGCCAGAAACUUCGAACUGCACAAAUGAUCUUGGAUUCCAAACARCUCUGAAGAGAUUUAAAGGAGACAGUUUUCAUACGAAUCACACGUACUCAGAUGUUAGGGAGUAUAGUGUGACGAUGAAGUGCGGUAAUACAGUCUCAGAAUGCACGUUAGAUAGUAAAGCAGUUUUGGUACAAAUCCCUUGUAAACAGCCAACAGUUUCUAUCUUGGAUUUUUCUCCUAAUUUAACUUCUGCUACAGAAAAAAUGAAAUCAGCAGAAAUCGAAAUGCGGUCCAAAAAUGAAAUCGAUUGUAAAGCAUCAUUGAAACGUGUAUUCACGUGGAAAGUAUACAACACCACGAAGUCCAAGGAUGUCCCGAUAAACCUGACGGGUAGAGUUGAUACAAGUAAGGAGCAGUUGAUCCUUUCCCCAAGAACACUAGAAGUGGGUGUUUACAAAGUCUGCUUCACGCUCAACAUGACUGAAAUCAUUGGAGUUCACGGUACUGCUUGCUGUUAUAUUCGUAUAAUUCCGUCACCUAUUAUCGUGGAGAUUGUCGGGGGAACCGAGGUGGCUGUCGGGUUUAAUAAAACAAGAUAUCUUGAUGCACGAAACUCUAAAGACCCUGAUUCAGAACUGACAGCAUCCAACGACCCACAACUGAAGUGUUAUUGGUUUUGUAAACGUGAGGGGGAUAAUUAUACGCUGCCUACACAUGUUGACCCACACAACCUUCCCCCCGUACCCAAACCACGUGAAAUACCAGUCAAUGCUAGUCAAAAUGGGACUGACCUCGGGGGGUGUUUUGGCGAUGGGCCUGGGAGACUAAGAGACCGUGAAACUUGCAAUUUGCCAGUUUCUACAGACAAAAUGCAAGAAAACACAAAAUAUGACUUCAGAGUAUGUGUUGUUCACGACGACAAACGAAUCAAGUGCACGAACCAAAGAUGGGAUAUCAAGCCAGGCGAUCCCCCGGCUAUGGCCAUAGAAUGCCAUUACAACUGCAAGGAAAAGUUGAAUCCUUCAAGUAAAGUCUCCUUAUCGUGUUAUUGUGUAAGCUGUACUGUAUAUACGCCAGUACAAUAUGAGUGGGAAAUCAGUCGUAAGAAACCUGGAAGCUCCAAGUACGAAACCCUGACGGAAGAUCAAGUAAAGAAGAUGAUUAAGACACCAAUUGAUGGACGUAGUUUUUCAAUUGGCCCCAACGAACUGACUGGUGGAGACGAGUACAAGUUCACUUGUAAAGGGAGUCGAGGGAAUAAAGGAACAAAGGGAUUUGCAAGUUACAAGAGGACGGCAAAUUCCAAGCCGGCCAAUGGUACCUGUGACGUCGAACCCAAGACUGGCCUUGCACUUAACACUACAUUCACCAUCACGUGUUCUGGAUGGGAAGAUGAAGAUCAGCCUCUUCUAUACACUUACGGCACUGCUAAAGAUUGUCAUAGCGAAAUGCAAAUCUUGGCGCCAGACAGAGGAGAACCCCUUUACAAAGUAGUGGCGAGCAUGAUGCCAGGACCGAAGGAAAACAACUACACGACCUAUGUUAUAGUACACGUGUCAGAUAAGCACAAAGCUAUAAACACAUUAACAUGUAUCCCCAUCCAGGUAAAAGAAAAGAAGUUAGACACAGCAAGUCUCGAGAACAUCCUGGAUGGUCGCGUCCAGAAUCUGCUGGCAUCGGGCAGUGGUAACGAGCUCAACCAAGUUGUGUCUUCAGUUCUCUCUCAAGUAAACAAAGAGUCGUCGUCUGGGGACAGUGAGCCCGCAAGUGGUGACACAGCAGCACCGACGAAGAGUCCUGAAGAGCUGGAUAAAGAACGAGAAGAGAGGACGAAGAUUAGAACACAGGUCAUUGGUGUAAUGUCCCAGGCUGCAAACGCCGUAACAAAUCUAAAAGAUGUGACUCAGACAACCAAAACCCUCGAACAGGCUAUUAAUGAUCCCAAGGAACUCACGCCAGAAGCUAAGGAGCAAGCGGUAGGGAUAUUCAGUAAAAUGACGUCAACUAUUAAAUCCAAAUCUACGGGUGCCGAGCCUCAAGAGGUAGAGCAGGCAGUCAAGGCGGUCGCUGAAGGAAUCAGUAACUGUAUUGACUUUAUGACUGAGGGACCACCUGUUGUGCAAACGACAGUAGCACCUGCGACAGCAGGAGUGACAGAGUCACUUGACCUAGAUGAUGAAGAGCCAACACCACCAAAGAUCAGUCAAGAACAAAAAGAUACGAAUAGAAAAUUAGCUUCCACCAUAAUCAAAACCAUAGAUGAUAUAGCUACUUUAGUUCAAGAUACGAAACGACCCGGAGAAAAGCCCACAGUAUUGAAGACUGCAACCAUGGAAAUUGAAUUGUCACGUGAACGAAGUGAAGAUUUGAAAAAUAAAAGCGUCUCGAUUUCAGGCUUGAGCAUGGAAACGAGCAAUGAGAUGUUUCCAGGCGAGGAUUCGGGUGGUGGUAAAGAACCGCCAGCUAUUGAUUCAAUGAUUCUAACAUCUUCAAAGAAUAUUUAUAAUUACGACGAAAGUGCAUAUCUAGUUGAAGGAGGACAGGUUGCAACAAUCGAGUUUAAAAACAGCACCACUAAAGAUCCUUUGAUGUUUCAAAACCUCUCCAAACCCGUAGAAAUGUUUAUUGAUCGAGUCUCAUCCGAACUGAAGCCUGUAACAUACCCCAUGGAAACAGACAGCUUGUAUUUUAUUCGCAUGAACGUGUAUAUAAACGACAGCGCUGUUCAUGUUAAUGUCUACCCCGACAGCUGUGAUUACGGGUUUCAUGUCUUCAUAAAAGUAGGAUCUUUUCCCAGUGAGAAUAGCUUUGAUUACAAUUAUACACUUCCGCAUGAUGGACAUUGGGACUUAAGCUCCAACUGCAGCAAGUCAUCCAAUCAUUCGUCAGCAUUCCAGAUUUUCAUGAGUAAUAAGGACUUGAACCACACUGCUGCAGGACGUUACUACAUCGGAAUCAAGAUCAAGCCUCGAAACUCAACCAAAAGCCUUGACAUUCUCCCAGCAAACUUUACCACCGAGUUGUACACAUCGAGCUGCAUGUACUGGAAUUCACAAAACGCUGGAAGCUGGAAGUCUGAUGGCUGUGUAGUUGGGCGAAAGACGACCCCGCUACGAAUCCAAUGCUUGUGUGAUCACCUGACAUCAUUCAGUUCAAGCUUCAUUGUCCCGCCAAACAAGAUCGACUGGAAGAAAGUUAAGGACUUUAACCUUAAAGAUGCCUACGUCUGUCUGAGUACCGUGUUAGGUGUAUUUCUACUUUAUUUUCUCUUCUUGAUACCAGCCAGAAGAGCGGACAGACGUGAUGCCGAACAGACUGGAGUGAGUCCUUUACCCGACAAUGACCCACGUGAUACCUAUUGCUACGAGAUCCACGUGCACACAGGAUUCAUCCGUGGAGCUGGAACAAGUGCUGAAGUAUCAAUCGUCAUGAAUGGUUCAGUUGGAGAAAGUGACCCUCGGGUACUCAAAGACCCUGUGCGUAAGACCUUCCGUACCGGCGGGGUAGACGCGUUCCUGAUGACGGCACCACAGUCCAUAGGAAGCAUCAGGAAUAUACGUAUUUGGCAUAACAAUGGUGGUGGGGAACCGUCAUGGAAUCUAUUGCGGGUCAUGAUACAAGACUUACAGACAGAACAGCGAUGGUGGUUCGUGUGUGACAGGUGGUUAGCUGUAGAUGAAGGUGAUGGCAAGAUUGAACGCAUCUUAUAUCCUGCUACAAGUAACGAAUUGACGAAGUUUAACGUGCUCUUUGCCACUGAGGUACGCAAGAAUCUGACGGACGGGCACCUUUGGUUUUCAGUGGUAACGCGCCCGGCCCGCAGUACUUUUACACGUGUCCAGCGGUUAACAUGCUGCUUGUCCAUCUUGCUCUGUACAAUGUUAGCCAAUGUCAUGUUUUAUGAGGUAGAUGCAUCAGAGGGACCAAAGGAAUCCAUCAAAAUCGCAGGUUUCAGUUUUUCUCUUGCACAAGUUUCAAUUGGUGUCAUCAGCAGUCUUGUCGUAUUUCCAUCCAAUCUUAUCGUUGUACAACUUUUCCGGAAAGCACGUGCCAAAGAAACAAAAGUCAAAAUUGCUCCAUCAGAAGGAAUUAGUCCAAACGAGAUCGACAUCGAAGUGGGGAAAGAGAAAGAUGAAAAACCUAAAAAAGAAGGUCUUCCUCACUGGUUUGUGUACGUGGCGUAUGUACUUGCUAUAGGAAGUUCUCUUGCAUCUGGAGUGUUUGUUAUUUUCUAUGGUUUAACAUUCGGUGAACAGAAGUCAGCACAAUGGUUGAUGUCGAUGACCAUAUCCUUCAUACAAGAUGUCCUCAUAUCUCAACCAAUCAAAGUCUUCCUACUCGCAUCGAUUUUUGCCCUUUUGAUCAAAGACCCAAAUAAGGCUGAGAAUGAUCCGUUGACAGACGCUAAUAAACUAUCCACGGAUGAAGAAUGGCUGCACAAAAAUGUUAAGGAUCUGAAUGACGAUGAAAAAGAAAGCUUCAAGAAGCUCAUCACGGACCGUCCACCUGACGAAGCCAAACUAGAAAUCGCACGUCAACUGCGUAUGAAAGAAAAACACAUGAAAUCGAUCAUCCGGGAACUUGUGUGGUACGUGUUCUUUCUGUUGAUUGUUUUGACAGUCAGUUACGGAAACAGAGACCCAGCAACCUACCAAGUUAACAAGUACGUUCAUAAUAUCUUUCUAAACUCCCGGUAUAGUGGAAAAGUUAAAUUCAGUGAGGUAUCAAAGAUCAAUGAUUAUUGGACAUGGCUGAAUACGACUGUGUUGCCUAGUAUAUACCAGGAUAAAUGGUACAACGAUCUUCAAAGCUACCCUCUGGGGUUUGUUGCUGACACACCGACUGAUUUGAUUCUGGCCGUGGUGAGACUUCGACAGUUACGAAUAAAAAAAGAUUCUUGCACUUACCUCAAAAUCUUCCACGAUGCCAUCCCUGAAUGCAAUGAUUUUUACUCACCUGAUAAAGAAGAUCGUAGAAACUUGUUACCUGGCUGGAAAGAACCACCUACUAUGACUAACACGACUGACCUACCUGCACAGUCAGCUACAAAGACUGCCUGGGACUACCAAACAGGAGAAGAGUUGAAGACGUUCGCUUACUGGGGCUACAAGGCUACUUAUGAAGCUGGAGGUUAUGUCCAGGAACUACCAACAUCUCUCAAGGUCAAUGGCCCUAAAGCCCAGGCAGUGUUGGACUCACUCCGAAAUGACAACUGGCUUGAUCGCUAUACCAGAGCCAUAUUUACAGAACUGUCAAUCUACAAUGCAAAUACGAACUUCUUCUGCGUGAUUACAUUAUUGUACGAACAGUUACCAACAGGCGGGCUCUUCAACUACCCCAGUAUCUUGACACUCAAGCUCUAUCGCUACGUUGGAGCAGAUAUGUACUUCGUUCUUGGCUGUGAAGUCGUCUAUCUUCUUUUUACACUCUAUUUUAUAUUCCGUGAGCUUAAGAUGGUCAAGAAGGAAGGAAUAGGUCACUUAAAGAACCCGUGGAGCUUGGUUGAGGUAUUUGUCACUAUGUUAUCCUUGUCCCUUGUCAUAUUGUAUUUCGUCAGGAUCAAGUUCACAGGAGACUCAGUGAAAGCCAUGCGAAUGGACCACAACAAGUUCGUAAGCUUUCAUUAUACCGCCUUUUUAGAUGAGUGGAUCAAUGCUAUGAUGGGCUUGAUUGUGUUCUUAUCAUUCCUUAAAAUCGUUCGUCUUCUCCGGUUCAAUCGAAGGAUGUCCCUUCUCGCCCAGACGUUAAGAGUUUGUUUACCAAGAAUCUUCGCGUUCCUAAUCAUCUAUGGGAUGGCAUUCUUUGCUUAUGCACAGUUUGCUUGCCUUGUAUUCGGGCAGAGUAUGGCCGGAUUUGGAACCAUUCUCCGUAGUUCAGCUACUUUAAUGGAUACAAUUUUAGGCAAGUUUGCUCUUAAAGAAAUCACGGACGCCAAUCGGAUUAUUGGACCAACCUUUUUCUAUUUUUACACGGUUACCAUGGUGUUCAUUCUCAUCAACAUGUUCUUGUCAAUCAUCAACGACUCUUUCAGUGAGGUCAACAGUGAUGUCAAUAAGCAGUCCAACGAAUAUGAAAUUGUGAAUUUCAUGGUGCAUAGGUUAAAGGAGAAUAUUGGCAAAACCAUUGGCAACGCCAUCAUGCCAAUAUACAAAGAACCCAAAUCAGCACUGGAGAAAAACUGUGAUACUAUUGUAGAGAAUGCAGACAGUAUCAUGCACCAUAUGAGAAACAUGACGUUUGAGAAUAUGAGGCAUACCAAAUGGUUCGACACCGAGACUUCCAGAGAGAGAAAGAAAAAGAUGUUCAAAAUAUUGUUGGAAGUUGAUUGGGAUUACUUCGAGGACGAACUGGCCGACGGAAUUCCUGUUUUUGAAGAGUUUCUUAAGAAAUACGACGAUGAAAAACUUGAAAAGGUUUAUAGAGCAUACCGCUUUAAGAAACUGAGAGACGAGGAGAUGGAAAGCAGGUUUACUACACGAGAAAGUGACAAUGACGAAGAAGAAGAUGACAGUUCAUCCGGGUCCAGUUCUGAUGACUCAGGUGGUCAAAGUGACAACAAUAACGAUGAAAAACCCAAUCAUGACUACAGCCUUCUUGAUGCCUCAGGAGACCCAAGGCAAGAAAAAAUAGUCCCUAGUCCAGCAAAAUCAAUUAAAAGUAUGUGCGCCUCACCAAGUGGUCUACGAACACCGAUUUUGCUGCACUCUCCAAGACCAUCAAGGUCCCCUGAUCCGGGUAAGGCGCAGCGGUUAAGUACUAGUGUUCCUUUGGCAAGCGAGUCCGAGUUGUCUGAAGUCUUGAACGACGUAGAGAGGACUAGAUGCGCAACUGAUGCAGAAUUAAACAGUUUCCUAUCAGAAAUAAAGUCAGUUGACGACAGCAACUUCCCUAAAUAUGACAGCGAUCCAGAACAGACAUCAAAGAAGGAGAAAAAGAAAAAGAAAAAGAAAGCCAAGAAAGUGAAACCAAGGAGUGCCGUCUCUCUCAAAAGUAAAGCAGCCUGGGGAGACGAUGCUGAACAAGUUUCCCGUAAAUCACCCGCGGGAUCUAGUGACAAACAAAGAAUCUUACCUGAAGGGUCAGAAAACGACAAUACAUUUGCUCAGGACAACGAGGGAUUUGAAAAUGAGAUUCCGUCAAACAACAAAGAGAAGAAACGAAAGAACAAGAAGAAAAAGGAGAAAAAACUAUCUCUGAGUGAAAAUCUGGACAUUGAGUCCAUGGGAUAAACAUUCCGUGAGCCUGGUAACGCCAGGUGUCUUAUCCAAAGCACUGUUUUUAAUACUACAUCAUUAGUCAGCGAUUAGCAGCAAAAAUGCAUGCGUUAAAGCAGGUAAAUGAAUACUCACUAUACUGUAAGUAAAUAUAUAAUUUAUAGAAACAAGUUAACAGUGACAUCCCACUGUUUAAGAAGGAUAAAAAAGGCACAAUUUGAUUUGCACACAUUCACCCCUUGCGAGGGGAGAUCAGCGUACGAUAAAUGCACAUCAUACAUAAUAUGGCACUUGGAAAAAAAACUCUGGUAAAAAUUAGUAGGCAAUGUAGUAAGAUAACGAAGCAUUUUGGAAAUGCUGAACAAUGAAAUAAAGUACCAAUACUAGA